AUGGGCAAGAACACGGACAAACUCUACAUCACCCACUCCGAGUGGUCGUCCUCAGACGCCUACUCUGCCAGCGCUGGUGCCAAUGUUAACGGGCGCUCGCGUCCGGGCUCGUUCCGCCGCCUCCCCUUCAAUUUUUGCGCCGCCAGUCUCCAGCCGUUCAAGAACCCCGUAUGCACCAAGGACGGGACCAUUUUUGACGUCGAGGUCAUCAGUUCCUGGCUGGACAAACAUGACACGAAUCCGGUCAACGGCGAGCCACUCGGCGCCAAAGACUUGAUCAAACUAAACUUCGCCAGAAAUGCCGAAACCGACUCGAGAAGCGCAGGCCUAAGCGACGGCCAGGGCGAUUUGAUCGAUCCUGUCACCUUCAAGGUCUUUACGGACAACACUCACAUCGUGGCGGUUCGACACGGGAGCUACGCGAACGUCUUCGCCUGGGAAACGGUUGAGCGAAUGAAUAUCAAGGCGAAAAACUGGCGAGACUUGGUCGACGACGAGGAAUUCACGAGGGCCGAUAUCAUCACUCUGCAGGAUCCCCAAAACGCUGCCAGCAGGGACUUGAGCCAGUUCAAGUUUCUCAAGGAUGGCGAGGAGGCUAUCCUAACCAAGGAGCAGGAGGAGGAGCGGAAGAACGGCAAUGUCAACAUCGACGCGCUGGGUCGCAUAGGUGACAAGGUUCUGAGGGCGAAGGAAGCCGUCGAGAAAGCCCGCAAGGAGCGCGGAGAAGGCGGCGAUGUGAAUCGCACAUCGGGCGCCAUUGUCAAAUCCGGAUCGGCGGCACAGCGCAACUCCAUGAUUAUGGAAAAAAAGGUCCCAUCCAAUGCCGCUGUCUACACAACCGGCAGAGCAGCCGCCAGUUUUACCAGCACAGGACUCACGCCCGAGACGAGUGGCGAAAGAGCGCUUUUGACGGACGAAGAGUAUAUGCUCAAGCCGAAGCGAGUCAAGAUCAAGGGCUAUGCCCGCAUUGAAACGAAUCUCGGGGACUUGAACAUUGAGCUCUACCCAGAGUAUGCGCCUCGUGCGGUGUGGAACUUCACAAGGCUGGCCCAGAAAGGCUACUAUAGGGGCGUUACCUUCCACAGGAACAUCAGAAACUUUAUGCUCCAAGGAGGCGACCCUUCGGGUACGGGCAAAGGCGGCACCAGCGUUUGGGGGAAAAACUUCCAAGACGAGUUUGAUGGACCCUUGACGCACGAUAGUCGAGGUAUCAUCAGUAUGGCCAACAAAGGAAAGAACACCAAUUCGAGUCAGUUCUUCAUUAUUUACCGGCCGACAAAGCAUUUGGAUAACAAACACACGGUUUUUGGUAAGGUCGUUGGCGGCUUGGACGUGCUGUCAAAGAUGGAAGAUGUCCCCACCGACGGAUCCGACCGACCGCUCAACAAGAUUGUGAUGAAAGAAGUGGUGGUGUAUCUGGAUCCUUUCGAAGAGUUCCUGAAAGAGAAGACCGAGAUCGACAAACUGGAAAAGACCAAGCAGGCGAUAGCGCUGAGUGGCGGUACAGAAGACGACAAGACAACCUGGACCGGCAAGCGGAUUCGAGCUGACGGCACUGUGGAUAGCGGAAGCACAGGUGCCGGUGUAGGCAAGUAUCUCAAGUCGCAGAAGAAUUCCGCGACAGCUGCGGAUGCAGACCUUGAUACCUGGGAAGAACCAGCCAAGAAGAAAGUCAAGGGCGGUGGCUUCGGUAACUUCGACAGCUGGUGA
Messenger RNA from Colletotrichum spaethianum, 1710 nucleotides. Its product is annotated as peptidyl-prolyl cis-trans isomerase-like 2. Bases 1 to 1710 code for a protein of 569 amino acids. Gene Ontology annotation, molecular function: ubiquitin-ubiquitin ligase activity; peptidyl-prolyl cis-trans isomerase activity. Gene Ontology annotation, biological process: protein folding; protein polyubiquitination; protein peptidyl-prolyl isomerization. The transcript has a single exon. Gene Ontology annotation, cellular component: catalytic step 2 spliceosome. NCBI's taxonomy places the organism in Eukaryota, Fungi, Ascomycota, Sordariomycetes, Glomerellales, Glomerellaceae. The record is from RefSeq and is a predicted model, not a curated record.